Messenger RNA from Aspergillus uvarum CBS 121591, 945 nucleotides. Its product is annotated as MAPEG family protein. Bases 41 to 490 code for a protein of 149 amino acids. Gene Ontology annotation, molecular function: glutathione peroxidase activity; glutathione transferase activity. NCBI's taxonomy places the organism in Eukaryota, Fungi, Ascomycota, Eurotiomycetes, Eurotiales, Aspergillaceae. The record is from RefSeq and is a predicted model, not a curated record. Gene Ontology annotation, cellular component: membrane; nuclear envelope; endoplasmic reticulum. The transcript is spliced from 3 exons.
AAUUUGCACUCUACCCAAUCCAUUUCUAUACUUCCCCAUAAUGUUCACCUUGACUGUUCCUGAGGGCUACGGCGCCGUCAUCGCCGUCGCGCUGGGCGCCAUCCCCGUGCUGGGGUUCGUCCACGGCAUCGUAACGGGUAGCACCCGAAAGAAGGCCCAAAUUCCCUAUCCCCACACCUACGCGACCGUCGAGCAAUGCAAGGCUGAUCCCAAAGCCGAGCAAUUCAACUGCGCCCAGCGCGCGCACGCCAAUUUCCUGGAGAACUCCUCCCAGACCAUGCUCUUCACGUUGGUGGCCGGGCUGAAGUACCCGCAGCUGGCGGCGGGCCUGGGCGCGGCGUGGGUGGUCUUGCGGGCGCUGUUCCUGCACGGAUACGUGUACUCGGGCAAGUCGGAGGGUAAGGGUCGGUACCGGGGGGGCCUGUUCUGGUUGGUGCAGGGGGCGUUGUGGUGGUUGACGGUUUUUGGUGUCGCGAAGGAGUUAUUUUAGAGGGGUGCGCGGGUUGUCUUCUGGAUGGAGUUGGUGAGGCUAGGGAAGGGGGUUGAGGAUGGGUUGAUCGUCCUGUGUACUAGUAUAAUAGGUAGUGCAUAUUCGCGAGGGAAUCUGUUGGGUUUGUAUUGUUUAUCUGAGUAAUUUUGGAUGUUGAAGCUCUGGGUGAAGACUGAAUGAUAGGGGUGGAAACUGGUUGCUGAGGGAAUGGUGUUCACUAGGGGGGUCAGGAUAAGUGUGCAAGCAACAAUCGCAAUGGUUAGCAGAUCGUAGUCUCUGGAAAUGAUAGCUUGUGCUCGGCAUCUUGAGAUACUAGGCUUAGCAGCUGUCUGCAUUAAAAGCUCGGCGGAGAAGCUCUCAGGGCGGCCGCCUCGGCGUUCGGCAUUUCAGUGUGGCUGACCCCACGGUCGGAGGUGGAGCAAUCUAGAAGCCGAUGUGGCUGGUGGGGGAUGGAG